Messenger RNA from Sphaeramia orbicularis (orbiculate cardinalfish), 736 nucleotides. It is a transcript of the gene rasd3, whose product is annotated as RASD family member 3. Gene Ontology annotation, molecular function: GTPase activity; GTP binding. The coding region runs from base 1 to 642 and encodes 213 amino acids. The transcript is spliced from 2 exons. Lineage: Eukaryota; Metazoa; Chordata; Actinopteri; Kurtiformes; Apogonidae. The record is from RefSeq and is a predicted model, not a curated record.
AUGGCGGUCGUGAUGUCAGGCCGACCCAACACGGUCCGCCUGGUGUUCCUCGGAGCCGCGAACGUCGGGAAAAGCGCGCUCAUCCUCCGCUUCCUCCACGACCGUUUCGAGCACAAGUACACGCGCACGGUGGAGGAGCUGCACGCGCUGGAGUACGACACGGCGGGCUCCGGGAAGAUGCGCAUGGAGAUCCUGGACACCAGCGGCAGCUACCCGUUCCCGGCCAUGAGGGAGCUCUGCAUCCGCCACAGCGACGCCUUCGCCUUGGUCUACGCCGUGGACGACCCGGGUUCGUUCGAGGAAGUGCGGCGUCUGCGUGACGAGAUCCUGGAGCUGAGGGGCGCAAAGAACGCGCCCAUCACCGUAGUGGGCAGCAAGUCCGACCUGACCCACAGCGACGGGCGCGUGCUGCUGGCGGCUGACGUCAUGGCCGUGGUGGAGGACGAGUGGGACGCGAACUUCGUGGAGGCGUCCGCGCUCACGGGCGGCAACACGGUGGGGGUGUUCCGCGCGCUGCUGCAACAGGUGAAUCUGCCCCACGGGCUGAGUCCGGCUGUGGGGAGGCGCAGGGACACGAUGCCCAGACCCACCCCCAAGAAAAGACCCCCACUGAAGAAGACCAACAGCUGCAUCCUGUCCUAGCACGGACAGCUGGACUGAAGGACCUGCAGCUGGACUGCAGACCCACACCCGCACCCGGACCCGGGGUGCCGAGGGUCCCCAUGUGAAUCCACUG